AUGUCUCAUGGCUGGGGAUAUGGACCAUCUGACGGUGAGGCAUUCAGUAUCAUCUGAUGCUGACUCCACUUUUGGAACUACUAGUUGAAACUGUAAAUUGCAACAGUUGCAUGAUUUUGUUGCAUGGAAGAGUAUCUCAAUACAUUUCUUAUCGUAAAUAAAUAACUGCUGUAAAUAAGUGUUAAUAUUUUCUGGUGUGUUACUGUUAAUAAAUGCAUAAUUAGCCCUACAUUGUUAGGUUAUUAUCAUACAUUUAUGAAUGUAUCUGUGAGAACACAUAAUUGGACUGUUUAGAAUAGAGUGAAUGAUACAUUUGUAUGUUUCCUCUGUUUGACUUUGUCCUCUGUUUUUUCUACCAUAGGACCUGACAAGUGGUUUAAGGGCUUCCCCAUUGCUAAUGGACCCAGGCAGUCUCCUAUUAAUAUUAUUACUGGCCAAGCAUCCUACGAUUCUGCUCUGAAGCCCCUCAAUCUGAAGUAUGACCCAUCCAACUCCACAGACAUUCUGAACAAUGGCCAUUCCUUCCAAGUUGGCUUUUUGGAUGAUACUGACAGUUCAAGUAAGCCUUAGAAUUAAUAUAAUAAUCAUAUACAUUACAUUAUUAUCUCAAUGUCUCACUUCACAAAAUAUGACCUUCAUUUUUUAUACAAGUUAAAUUCUGAUGGGUUCUGAGGGGGGGAUUCAGUAAGGUGAAAAGUGGAAUAGUAAAGGGAAGUGGCAACAAGAGAAUGAGGGUUGCUGCAAACUGGUUACAUAUUAACUUAUAGUGGCUGUGCGACAAACAAAUAUCAAACACAGUGGUGAAUUAAUUUCCUGGAUGCAAUGUCUUUGUCCAUUGUGCAAAUAGGCUGCUGUGCAGUAGAUAAUAUUGACAGGUGACUUGAGAGCAGGCAGGUGUUCAUUAUCUAUAAAGGUUUGAAAAGACGUCAGUUGUCGGGUUGUUGUCUAUUGUUGUAGUGCCGGGAAGCAAGCACACCUGUCUGCAGACUAGAUUAUUCAAAAUGAAUGUUUCCUACCCUACCUUAUCGUUACUUUAUGGUAGUGUAUUUUACGAUCAUGAUAAUCAUUUAUGAAGUAAGCAUAUUGCGGUAAUGCUUCCCAACGUGUUCCUUUUCCUUUUGAGUUGUUAGGGACCAUAUCAGCAGGCGAAUGUCCCUGCACUUACAAUGCCUUAAAGCAAUACAAAUGCAACCGCCUGUAACUGUAGGAGAUGACUAGUAAUCAUCUGUCAUUUGUCUGCAUUUGGACACAAAAUUUGAAGAGCAACAUAAAAAAUGUGUGUGUGUGUGUGUGUGUGUGUCUGUGUGUGUGCGUGCAUGCGUUCCUGCUCACAGCAAUGACCGGAGGCCCCAUCACCGGCACAUACAGGCUGAAGCAGUUCCACUUCCACUGGGGAGCCAGUGAUUACAGGGGCUCUGAGCACACCGUCAAUAGAAUCAAGUUCCCAUGUGAGGUAGGCUGUUCUAUACCUAUAUUUUACAACAGGACAAGCUGUAUGGCUUCAGAUCAGUAUUUUGAUUGGCUACCUGAGCUAAACCUGACAUAUCUUCUUUCUGUUUUUAAAGCUCCAUCUUGUGCACUGGAACACCAAGUAUCCCAGCUUUGGUGAAGCUGUUAGCCAACCUGAUGGUCUUGCUGUAGUUGGAGUGUUUCUGAAGGUACAGAUCUAAUACGAUUUAUAUGUUUGAAUUAGUUAAUAUGCUUUUUAUGUUUCCUUCUAAUUUAAUUUAAGUAGCCUAAUUCCCUUGUUUGACUGUGUGAAUUCUUGUUUCCUAUAGAUUGGUGCUGCAAACCCCAGACUACAAAAGGUUCUGGAUGCUCUGGAGGCCAUCAAAUCAAAGGUGAAAUCAAAAUGGACUGCUACUCAAAUUUAGCUGUAGUGGGAAUUGGAUGGGAAUGUUGAAGUAAGACUUUGUUUAAACAUUAUGUAUACAUCACAAUGUUUGUCUUCUAUAGGGGAAGCAAACUACAUUUUCCAACUUUGACGCCCAAACUCUGCUGCCUGACUCACUGGACUACUGGACAUACAAUGGCUCCCUGACCACUCCCCCUCUGCUGGAGAGUGUCACCUGGAUCAUCCUGAAGGAAUCAAUCAGUGUCAGCCGUACCCAGGUACAGUAAUUUUACACAGCACCUUCAUUGUCAGAGAAGUUUUAGCCAUUCACUUAAAACAGGGAGGGUCAAGACUUGCCCGCUAUCACUUUAGAUUACAUUACCUGAGUGGCCCAUAGUGCUUAUUUAGUAACAUAUUUGAGUAGCCCACCAUCUAUGAAAGUAGCCUACACCCAUAUUAAUAUGCCAAGCAUGUAAUGCUUAAUGUAGUAAAGGUAUGUUAUUUCCUUAUAUCAUGGCCUAAAUAAGUCAUUGUUGCUCCAUGUGGUCUUAGAACUUCCAAAGUAUGUCUGUAAAUAAUUUACAAAGACAAUCUGUCUUCCUACCAUGAAAUAACAAACAUAUUAUCUGCUACAGUACACAGAUACUGUAAGCUACUGUACACAGCAGACACCUCCCCAAUUAUUAGACAUUAAACAGUGGACUGUUUCUUUUAUACUGUUUUUCACAUUGUGUAUUCAUAUACUGUAUUCUUCACAUAGUUCAUUCUAAUAUACUUACUACUGUACAUUGCAUUUUGUUACACUGUUUAUUUAUACACUGUAUUCUCGGCAUAGCUCAUUAUAAUAUACAGUAUCUACUGCUGUACUUAUCAUUCUUAGUAUAUGUUUUUGGUGUAUACAAGUAUAUGUACAGUGGGGAGAACAAGUAUUUGAUACACUGCCGAUUUUGCAGAUUUUCCUACUUACAAAGCAUGUAGAGGUCUGUCAUUUUUAUCAUAGGUACACUUCAACUAUGAGAGACGGAAUCUAAAACAAAAAUCCAGAAAAUCACACUGUAUGAUUUUUACGUAAUGAAUUUGCAUUUUAUUGCAUGACAUAAGUAUUUGAUCACCUACCAACCAGUAAGAAUUCUGGCUCUCACAGACCUGUUAGUUUUUCUUUAAGAAGCCCUCCUGUUCUCCACUCAUUACCUGUAUUAACUGCACCUGUUUGAACUCGUUACCUGUAUAAAAGACACCUGUCCACACACUCAAUCAAACAGACUCCAACCUCUCCACAAUGGCCAAGACCAGAGAGCUGUGUAAGGACAUCAGGGAUACAAUUGUAGACCUGCACAAGGCUGGGAUGGGCUACAGGACAAUAGGCAAGCAGCUUGGUGAGAAGGCAACAACUGUUGGCGCAAUUAUUAGAAAAUGGAAGAAGUUCAAGAUGACGGUCAAUCACCCUCGGUCUGGGGGUCCAUGCAAGAUCUCACCUCGUGGGGCAUCAAUGAUCAUGUGGAAGGUGAGGGAUCAGCCCAGAACUACACGGCAGGACCUGGUCAAUGACAUGAAGAGAGCUGGGACCACAGUCUCAAAGAAAACCAGUAGUAACACACUACGCCGUCAUGGAUUAAAAUCCUGCAGCCCACGCAAGGUCCGCCUGCUCAAGCCAGCGCAUGUCCAGGCCCGUCUGAAGUUUGCCAAUGACCAUCUGGAUGAUCCAGAGGAGGAAUGGGAAAAGGUCAUGUGGUCUGAUGAGACAAAAAUUGAGCUUUUUGGUCUAAACUCCACUCGCCGUGUUUGGAGGAAGAAGAAGGAUGAGUACAACCCCAAGAACACCAUCCCAACCGUGAAGCAUGGAGGUGGAAACAUCAUUCUUUGGGGAUGCUUUUCUGCAAAGGGGACAGGACGACUGCACCGUAUUGAGGGGAGGAUGGAUGGUGCCAUGUAUUGCGAGAUCUUGGCCAACAACCUUCUUCCCUCAGUAUGAGUAUUGAAGAUGGGUCGUGGCUGGGUCUUCCAGCAUGACAACAACCCGAAACACACAGCCAGGGCAACUAAGGAGUGGCUCCGUAAGAAGCAUCUCAAGGUCCUGGAGUGGCCUAGCCAGUCUCCAGACCUGAACCCAAUAGAAAAUCUUUGGAGGGAGCUGAAAGUCCGUAUUGCCCAGCGACAGCCCCGAAACCUGAAGGAUCUGGAGAAGGUCUGUAUGGAGGAGUGGGCCAAAAUCCCUGCUGCAGUGUGUGCAAACCUGGUCAAGACCUACAGGAAACAUAUGAUCUCUGUAAUUGCAAACAAAGGUUUCUGUACCAAAUAUUAAGUUCUGCUUUUCUGAUGUAUCAAAUACUUACAGUGGGGAAAAAAAGUAUUUAGUCAGCCACCAAUUGUGCAAGUUCUCCCACUUAAAAAGAUGAGAGAGGCCUGUAAUUUUCAUCAUAGGUACACGUCAACUAUGACAGACAAAUUGAGAUUUUUUUUCUCCAGAAAAUCACAUUGUAGGAUUUUUUAUGAAUGUAUUUGCAAAUUAUGGUGGAAAAUAAGUAUUUGGUCACCUACAAACAAGCAAUAUUUCUGGCUCUCACAGACCUGUAACUUCUUCUUUAAGAGGCUCCUCUGUCCUCCACUCGUUACCUGUAUUAAUGGCACCUGUUUGAACUUGUUAUCAGUGUAAAAGACACCUGUCCACAACCUCAAACAGUCACACUCCAAACUCCACUAUGGCCAAGACCAAAGAGCUGUCAAAGGACACCAGAAACAAAAUUGUAGACCUGCACCAGGCUGGGAAGAUUAAAUCUGCAAUAGGUAAGCAGCUUGGUUUGAAGAAAUCAACUGUGGGAGCAAUUAUUAGGAAAUGGAAGACAUACAAGACCACUGAUAAUCUCCCUCGAUCUGGGGCUCCACGCAAGAUCUCACCCCGUGGGGUCAAAAUGAUCACAAGAACGGUGAGCAAAAAUCCCAGAACCACACGGGGGGACCUAGUGAAUGACCUGCAGAGAGCUGGGACCAAAGUAACAAAGCCUACCAUCAGUAACACACCAGGGACUCAAAUCCUGCAGUGCCAGACGUGUCCCCCUGCUUAAGUCAGUACAUGUCCAGGCCCGUCUGAAGUUUGCUAGAGUGCAUUUGGAUGAUCCAGAAGAGGAUUGGGAGAAUGUCAUAUGGUCAGAUGAAACCAAAAUAUAACUUUUUGGUAAAAACUCAACUCGUCGUGUUUGGAGGACAAAGAAUGCUGAGUUGUAUCCAAAGAACACCAUACCUACUGUGAAGCAUGGGGGUGGAAACAUCAUGCUUUGGGGCUGUUUUUCUGCAAAGGGACCAGGACGACUGAUCCGUGUAAAGGAAAGAAUUAAUGGGGCCAUGUAUCGUGAGAUUUUGAGUGAAAACCUCCUUCCAUCAGCAAGGGCAUUGAAGAUGAAACGUGGCUGGGUCUUUCAGCAUGAUAAUGAUCCCAAACACACCGACCGGGCAACGAAGGAGUGGCUUCGUAAGAAGCAUUUCAAGGUCCUGGAGUGGCCUAGCCAGUCUCCAGAUCUCAACCCCAUAGAAAAUCUUUGGAGGAAGUUGAAAGUCCGUGUUGCCCUGCGACAGCCCCAAAACAUCACUGCUCUAGAGGAGAUCUGCAUGGAGGAAUGGGCCAAAAUACCAGCAACAGUGUGUGAAAACCUUGUGAAGACUUACAUAAAAAGUUUGACCUGUGUCAUUGCCAACAAAGGGUAUAUAACAAAGUAUUGAGAAACUUUUGUUAUUGACCAAAUACUUAUUUUCCACCAUAGUUUGCAAAUAAAUUCAUAAAAAAUCCUACAAUGUGAUUUUCUGGAUUUUUUUUUCUCAUUUUGUCUGUCAUAGUUGACGUGUACCUAUGAUGAAAAUUACAGGCCUCUCUCAUCUUUUUAAGUGGGAGAACUUGCACAAUUGGUGGCUGACUAAAUACUUUUUUUCCCCACUGUAAGUAUUUGAUACAUCAGAAAAGCAGAACUUAAUAUUUGGUACAGAAACCUUUGUUUGCAAUUACAGAGAUCAUAUGUUUCCUGUAGGUCUUGACCAGGUUUGCACACACUGCAGCAGGGAUUUUGGCCCACUCCUCCAUACAGACCUUCUCCAGAUCCUUCAGGUUUCGGGGCUGUCGCUGGGCAAUACGGACUUUCAGCUCCCUCCAAAGAUUUUCUAUUGGGUUCAGGUCUGGAGACUGGCUAGGCCACUCCAGGACCUUGAGAUGCUUCUUACGGAGCCACUCCUUAGUUGCCCUGGCUGUGUGUUUCAGGUCGUUGUCAUGCUGGAAGACCCAGCCACGACCCAUCUUCAAUGCUCUUACUGAGGGAAGGAGGAUGUUGGCCAAGAUCUCGCAAUACAUGGCCCCAUCCAUCCUCCCCUCAAUACGGUGCAGUCGUCCUGUCCCCUUUGCAGAAAAGCAUCCCCAAAGAAUGAUGUUUCCACCUCCAUGCUUCACGGUUGGGAUGGUGUUCUUGGGGUUGUACUCAUCCUUCUUCUUCCUCCAACCACGGCGAGUGGAGUUUAGACCAAAAAGCUCUAUUUUUGUCUCAUCAGACCACAUGACCUUCUCCUAUUCCUCCUCUGGAUCAUCCAGAUGGUCAUUGGCAAACUUCAGACGGGCCUGGACAUGCGCUGGCUUGAGCAGGGGGACCUUGCGUGCGCUGCAGGAUUUUAAUCCAUGACGGCGUAGUGUGUUACUAAUGUUUUUUUUUGAGACUGUGGUCCCAGCUCUCUUCAGGUCAUUUACCAGGUCCUGCCGUGUAGUUCUGGGCUGAUCCCCCUUCCUCAUGAUCAUUGAUGCCCCAGGAGGUGAGAUCUUGCAUGGAGCCCCAGACCGAGGGUGAUUGACCGUCAUCUUGAACUUCUUCCAUUUUCUAAUAAUUGCGCCAACAGUUGUUGCCUUCUCACCAAGCUGCUUGCCUAUUAUCCUGUAGCCAAUCCCAGCCUUGUGCAGGUCAACAAUUUUAUCCCUGAUGUCCUUACACAGCUCUCUGGUCUUGGCCAUUGUGGAGAGGUUGGAGUCUGUUUGAUUGAGUCUGUGGACAGGUGUCUUUUAUACAGGUAACGAGUUCAAACAGGUGCAGUUAAUACAGGUAAUGAGUGGAGAACAGGAGGGCUUCUUAAAGAAAAACUAACAGGUCUGUGAGAGCCGGAAUUCUUACUGGUUGGUAGGUGGUCAAAUACUUAUGUGUACCUAUGAUAAAAAUUACAGACCUCUACAUGCUUUGUAAGUAGGAAAACCUGCAAAAUCGGCAGUGUAUCAAAUACUUGUUCUCCCCACUGUAUGUGCAUAGAUUGCAUUUGGAUUACUGAUAGUGUUAUUUGGGUUGUUAACUGAAUUCAUUCUGAUUUCUUUGUGAUUUCUUAUUUCAAGUUUUUGAUUAUUAUUUGUGUACAUGUUUGACAUUUUUGCUGCACUGUUAGAAGCUAGUAACACAAGCAUUUCACUGCACCCGCUAUAACAUCUGCUAAACUGUGUACGCCACCAAUAAAGUUUGAUUUGAUUUAUUAUUGAAGCUCCAUGCUGAGCCUUUGGGAUAUCAAAUCCCGAAGUCCAAUUUCACCAGCUAGCGUUUAAAUGGGUCCCCAGGGAGACUUGUUUACUGAAAGCUCAAAAAGCUGCAGUCAAAAGCACUGUCUCACAUAUGUCAUCAUGAAGAUAGUGUCAAUUUAGGGAGGGCUACAUUCAGCCAUAUGCAUUGCUGAGAUAAAGUUAAGCUGUAGUGCAAGGCAGCAAUAACUUGGGUGGAGAGAGUUUUACAGUUCUGACAGAGUACUGAUGCAAUGUUGUGUUGGAAAAAGCCUUUCACCUACAUACAGUAGGACGGUCUAGGACCCAUGCCAAAAGAGUGUGAGAAUACAGUAUAAAUGAAAUGAAUGCACUUUCAGAAGUGUUUGGUGAUUUCAGAUGUCACUGUAAAUGAGAGCAAGUUGAACCGUGUGUCAAUUGAUACUGUCUACACCUACAUUUUGAACUUUUACUAGGAAAUGAGACUGUACAGACUCUGCAGCCGGUCAUGGUCAUGGUAUGCAUAGUAAUAGCAAUUUAGUGAAGACAUUUUCAUGCUUAUAGUAACACAAAUGUACACUCUCUAUGCUUACUUGCUUAUGGCUGUCCAUUGAUGUCGAUGAUUACUUUGAUUCCAAUUGUGGGCAUUGUGGGAUUUGCGCUAAUACCAUUGCAUAUGGCUGUGCAGGCCAAUGCGAGACCCACAUGGUUUGCCACAUGAGGUUUAGGUUCCCCUGCUGCAUGCUGGUGUCGUUGCGCACACUGUUCUAUUCUCCUCUCUGUGAUUGUGUCCUGUACUCUUUAUACUCAAUACACUCUACAUUGUGAUCAGUUAGACUUCCAUAGGAACAUUGGUACUCAUUUGGUAUUGUUUCAGGGAUUAUAUGAUCUAAAUAUAGGAAAUCGUUUUUGGAGAGCAGUAAGCCACAGCCACCACUUUAGCAUGAGCCAAAGGCCGCAGUGUUGACAUUCUGAUUCUAACCAUUGUAUCUCUCUCUCUCUCUCUCUCUCUCUCUCUCUCUCUCUCUCUCUCGACAGAUGGGUCAAUUCCGCAGCUUGAAGUUCAGUGGGGACGGAGAGGAACAUUACUGCAUGCAGGACAACUACAGACCCCCUCAGCCUCUCAAGGGACGCAAGGUCCGCCGGUCCUUCAAGUAA
Messenger RNA from Coregonus sp. 'balchen', 8474 nucleotides. Lineage: Eukaryota; Metazoa; Chordata; Actinopteri; Salmoniformes; Salmonidae. The record is from the annotation of a GenBank genome assembly.